AUGUUUGCAUUUCUGUUGAUCGCAUUUCUACUGAUUUCGCCAAAGAUUGACUUCACUGAUGGCAAAGUGGGUCCAACUGUUGCCUCUAGAGGUGGGCCUGUCAUGAAGGAUAAGACACGACACUCGCACCACCACAGGCCAGAGUCGUUGGGCGUUGAAAAGGAUGUGAAUCCACGACAACCGGCUGACCCGGUAGCUAUUGAAACAACUGUUGAUACCCCUGUGGACCCUGGUAAUCUCAACCCAAGUGCCAGUGAUGCGCCAGCACCUGUCGACACAAAUAGUGGUACCGGUGGCGAGAACGACACUACAACUGAUACAGUAGUAGAUCCAGUGGUGACAUCAACAGUAGUAGGUCCAGUGGUGACAUCAGAUGCUAACAACACCGGUGUUAAUGCUAAUGAACCUGCAGCCCCUGUCCCUGAUGACAAUAUACAAGAGGAUGCCAUACCGGGUGACCUGCCAAUUGCACCCCCAAAUGAGCCUAAGAAGCCUGGAAAGGGUGACAAUGAAAGUCGAGAGAAACCGACAGAAGAGACCAAAAUCGGUGCCGCCGUAGUCUCGAAGCCUGAGCCCACAGCGGGACCUCCCUCUGAGCCUGACUCAAAGGAAAAAUUAGAUCAGAAACAGGACUCAAAGGAGGCGUCGACUGAUAAGCCGCCAUCAGAUAAAGGCAAGGAUGCGAAGAAAGAGUCGGAAACUACCGGCGCCGACACUAAGGCCAUCGACCAAAAGCCUAAGUCCGCCGAAUCAGACGUUCCCGAAGUCUAA
Oppiella nova is the source of this 771-nucleotide messenger RNA. The record is from the annotation of a GenBank genome assembly. NCBI's taxonomy places the organism in Eukaryota, Metazoa, Arthropoda, Arachnida, Sarcoptiformes, Oppiidae.